Messenger RNA from Vicugna pacos (alpaca), 2295 nucleotides. It is a transcript of the gene FASTKD4, whose product is annotated as transforming growth factor beta regulator 4. Gene Ontology annotation, biological process: mitochondrial RNA processing; regulation of mitochondrial mRNA stability. NCBI's taxonomy places the organism in Eukaryota, Metazoa, Chordata, Mammalia, Artiodactyla, Camelidae. Gene Ontology annotation, cellular component: mitochondrial matrix; ribonucleoprotein granule. Gene Ontology annotation, molecular function: RNA binding. The record is from RefSeq and is a predicted model, not a curated record.
UGACUUCCGGCCAGGAGGCGGGCAGCGAGUCUUGCUUCCGGCGGCGCUCCGACUGACGUAAGCGAGCGCGCCGCGAGGCGUGGACCGAGGACAGAGCUGGGGCGCAUGGAGGUCAGGGGCGGCGGUCGCGGCGGCAGUGGCGGCAGUGGCGUCGGCUUUGGAAUCACUUGCUAGGAGUCCUUCCUCCCCGCCACCGAGGCCACCAUGGCAGCUCGCCUGGUGAAGCGAUGCACGUGCCUCCUGAGAGAGGCCACCCGUCUAGCCCCUGCUGUGACUCCAGCCAGCCAGCUGAGACUUGCCAGGGUAGCCCAUAAGACUUUGACUUCCUCCGCUACCUCACCCAGCUCCCACCUCCCAAGGUCCUUAUCAGAGCUUCUGGAGAAGGAACGAGUGUUUACUCCCUACCCAGAGCGCCAGGAGGUGGACCAGCUCAUCGAGAAGGCCACCCAGCCAGAGGAGCUCCUGGAGCUACUUGGUGGCGGUCACUGUCUGCACCAGAACCACGCAGCCCUCAUGCUAAUCCAGCUCUCUCGCCUGCUGUCUGAGAAGCAAAAAGACAAAGCCUUGCUCAUCCAGGAUGCCCGCUUUCAGCAACUUGUCCAUCUUGUCAACAACCAGAUUACCACCAUCUGGCAUGGGACCCUUGUGAAGCUGCUCCGAAGCCUCUAUUCACUGGGGCUCCCCCCGACCUCCAAGGAGCUGCGCUCGGUGGAGCAGGAGGUCCGCUGGCGCUUGCGCAGGCUCAAGUACAAGCACCUGGCCUUCCUGGCCGAGUCCUGCGCCACCUACAUGCAGGAGCAGAACUCCCAGGAGCUGCUGGCCGAGCUGCUGGUACACCUGGAGCGGCGCUGGACAGAAAUCGAUGAUGGCCACACGGUGGUGGCCAUGAUGAUGAAGAUAGGGCACCUCUCGGAGCCCCUGAUGAACCGCCUGGAAGACAAGUGCCUGGAGCUGGUGGAGCAGUUUGGCCCUGAAGAGCUGCGGAAGGUGCUGGUGACAUUGGCAGCUCAGAACCGGCGGUCCGUGCCCUUGCUGCGGGCCGUCUCUUACCACCUGGUCCAGAAGCCCUUCUCCCUAACGAAAGGCAUCCUUCUGGACCUGGCCUAUGCCUACGGCAAACUUGGCUUCCACCAGACCCAGGUGUUCCAGCGCCUGGCCGCAGACCUGCUGCCCCACAUGCCCAGCCUGACGUCCAGCGAGGUGGCCCGCUGCACCAAGUCCUUCGCCUUCCUUAAGUGGCUCAACCUGCCCCUGUUUGAGGCCUUUGCCCAGCACGUCCUGGACAGAGCCCAGAGCAUCACUCUGCCACACCUGUGCAACAUGCUCCUGGCCUUCGCCCGCGUGAACUUCCACCCAGAACGUGAAGAUCAGUUCUUCAGCCUGGUGCAUGAGAAGCUGGGGUCAGAGCUGGCAGGCCUGGAGCCAGCGGUGCAGGUGGACGUGGUGUGGGCCCUGUGUGUGCUGCAGCAGGCGCGGGAGGCCGAGCUGCAGGCUGUGCUCCGCCCUGAACUUCACACCCAGUUUCUAGGUGGCGAGUCCCCGAAGGAUCAAAGCACCUUCCAAAAGCUGCUCCAUAUCAACGCCACUGCCCAGCUGGAGCACCCCGAGUACACGGGUCCCCUUUUGCCAGCCUCAGCCUUGGUCCCCAGGCCCUCAGCCCUUGACAGGAAGGUGACCCCCUUGCAGAAUGAGCUACAGGAGACACUGAAGACACUGCUGGGGAGUGUGGACAAGGGCAGCUUCAUGGUGGCCACGCAGUACGGCUGGGUUCUGGAUGCUGAGGUGCUGCUGGACGCCGACAGUCAGUUCCUGCCCCUGAGGAACUUCGUGGCCCCUCAUCUUGCCCCACCCUCUGGGAACCAGCCGCUGCCCCCCAGGGCCAAGAGGCUGGCCUUCCUGCGCUGGGAGUUCCCCAACUUCAACAGCCGAAGCAAAGACUUGCUGGGGCGCUUUGUGAUGGCCCGGCGCCACUUGCGGGCCGCUGGCUUCCUGCUGGUAGAUGUCCCGUACUACGAGUGGCUGGAACUCAAGUCUGAGUGGCAGAAAGGAGCCUACCUCAAGGACAAGAUGCGCAAGGCCGUGGCGGAGGAGCUGGCCAAGUGACCUGUCCCGUAGCGAGGACUGUGUGCCCAGGGGCCGGACUCCCCUGGGGGCCUAGCCACAGGCGCUGGCCGGGCAGGAGGUGGACGCUCAGAGACAAACCUCGGUGCAGGACCUUGGCCAGAAAUGGGGUGGUGGCCAGCAGCUCUGAGUGCAGGCUGCUCUCUCAUGGGUAAUAAAUCUGUAAUCAGCUUC